CAAUGAAACUAAGAUUAAUCUAAUCAACAUCACCAUCAAAUCAAAUGUCUUGACACUGAAAUUAAUACUAGAAUUAAUAAAAUAAAAUAAUAAAUAAAUGAUUAAUCAAAGAAAAUAAUACAGUAAUAAAAAUCCCAUGAAAUUCGUCAAUCUGUUAACUUAAAAAUCAGUCAGUGGCAGCAUCUUACGCUUUAUCUGAUGACAUGGAAAUAUCAGAUCACUUACACUACUAACCCUUUUUCAUCUUCUCUCUCACUCCUCUUCUUCCGCCUCCCUUUACUCUGCGCCCUUCUCGCUCUCCGUGCGCCGGUGGCGCUACCUCCCAUCCUGCGCCCACCUCUUUCCUCUUCAACCCUAAAUUAUAGCUUCUCCGCCGCCAUAAACCCCGAUUAUUUCGAGAUCUCCGCCGCCGGAAAAUCUUCGAUGUCCAAAUCUCGAGUUUACACCGAUGUUAAUGUUCUCCGACCUCGGGAGUACUGGGAUUACGAAUCUCUCACCGUUCAGUGGGGGGAUCAAGAUGAUUAUGAAGUUGUGCGGAAGAUUGGAAGGGGAAAGUACAGUGAAGUUUUUGAAGGAAUAAACGUCAAUAGUAGUGAACGAUGUGUUAUCAAGAUCCUGAAACCUGUGAAGAAGAAAAAGAUCAAAAGAGAGAUAAAAAUUCUUCAGAACUUGUGUGGGGGACCAAACAUCAUAAAGCUGCUUGAUAUUGUCAGAGAUCAGCAUUCCAAAACACCAAGUUUAGUGUUCGAGUUUGUUAACAGUACAGAUUUCAAAGUUCUAUAUCCGACACUUUCUGAUUAUGACAUACGUUACUACAUCUAUGAGCUUCUGAAGGCCUUAGAUUUCUGCCAUUCACAAGGAAUAAUGCACCGAGAUGUCAAGCCUCACAAUGUCAUGAUAGACCAUGACUUGAGGAAACUCCGUUUGAUAGAUUGGGGUCUGGCCGAAUUCUACCAUCCUGGCAAGGAAUACAAUGUUCGUGUGGCUUCAAGAUACUUCAAGGGGCCAGAACUUCUUGUUGAUUUACAAGACUAUGACUAUUCAUUGGACAUGUGGAGUCUUGGUUGUAUGUUUGCUGGAAUGAUAUUCCGGAAAGAGCCAUUCUUUUAUGGUCAUGACAAUCAUGAUCAACUUGUAAAAAUUGCAAAGGUACUUGGAACAGAUGAAUUGAAUGCUUAUUUGAACAAAUAUAAUUUGGAGCUUGAUCCUCAACUUGAUGCUCUUGUUGGGAGGCACAGCAGGAAGCCAUGGUCAAGAUUUGUCAAUCAAGAUAACCAGCAUUUGGUUUCCCCGGAGGCUAUCGACUUUCUUGAUAAGCUUCUUCGCUAUGACCACCAAGACAGGCUUACUGCAAAAGAAGCAAUGGCACAUCCGUAUUUUUCGCAAGUUAGAGCUGCAGAGAGUAGCAGAACGCGGACGCAAUAGUUCACCACUGGAUACAUACAUGAGAAGAGUGAUCUCCAUUGUAGGUUGUUGCAUGUUGAUUAAUUAAUGAUUAUAAUCCCAUCUAAAACAUCGCAGCUUCAGGCAGACAAGCCGUGGUUAUGCACAAGGGGGAUUAUAUGUAAAAUGCACCAUUAUAUCUUUAUAGAACUGCAAAUCUGUAAUGUUCAAACUAACUACGAUUGUCAUUUCAUUCCUGGAGCCCUUGUUACAUCACCUCUAUUUCAUCAUUGAGAAUAGUUUCUCGUUCAUUGAUUGCGGAACCUGUACACUUCUUGAAUGUAAGACCUGUACCAAAUUUAAUUUUUGCGUUUGAGUAAAUGAAGAUUGUGUAGUAAUUAAUUGUACCAUAA
Spinacia oleracea (spinach) is the source of this 1796-nucleotide messenger RNA. Its product is annotated as casein kinase II subunit alpha-2. Gene Ontology annotation, molecular function: ATP binding; protein serine/threonine kinase activity. Gene Ontology annotation, cellular component: protein kinase CK2 complex; cytosol; nucleus. The record is from RefSeq and is a predicted model, not a curated record. NCBI's taxonomy places the organism in Eukaryota, Viridiplantae, Streptophyta, Magnoliopsida, Caryophyllales, Amaranthaceae. The transcript has 10 exons. Bases 199 to 1425 code for a protein of 408 amino acids. Gene Ontology annotation, biological process: regulation of cell cycle; peptidyl-threonine phosphorylation; peptidyl-serine phosphorylation.